Molecule: messenger RNA, 799 nt
Organism: Ilyonectria robusta
Lineage: Eukaryota; Fungi; Ascomycota; Sordariomycetes; Hypocreales; Nectriaceae
Exons: 4
Coding region: 128-748 (206 amino acids)
Source: RefSeq, a predicted model, not a curated record
GUUGACCCUGAACCCACCCGCCACACGACCCAAGCCCGCAUUCAAAUUCUUUCGUCCCAUUCCUCACGAUACUCGGAUCAUUCACCUUAACACCUCUUCGAACCGUUAAUUCCUCCACCACAUCGCCAUGCCUUCCGUCCGCUCCACUGUUCUGGCCGUCGCCGCCACUCUCGUUGCCGUUGCUCAGGCCGACUACGUGAUCGAUCCCGACAGCGUGCCUCUGUCCCAGCGACAGGCCUGGUGUGCCAGCGAGAAGUACACUUGCCCCCUCAUCUGCCAACAAACUGGUGACGGAACCACCAAGGUCAAUGAUUGUGAUCCUGCAUCUCUGACCUACGGCUGCAUUUGCGGCAACGGCAAGCAGCCCAACGUCUCCGAAUACUCCCUAUCUCUCCCCUACUUCGUGUGCACCGAAUGGGGCAACCAGUGUGUCACCGACUGCAACGGCAACAACAACUGCGCUUCGGCGUGCCGUCAGGAGCACCCUUGCGGUGCCCAGGACCCCAAGAAGUACAACAUCACCAAGACAGCUUCCGCCACCGGUGCCGAGGCGACAGCCUCGGCCACCGAUGACGCCGACACUGUUUACACCUCAGUUGACGGCAGCUCCGACUCGUCCAGCUCCGACUCCAGCUCCAGCUCCAGCUCGAGCGACAAGUCCGGAUCGGCUACUGCUCUUGAGGCCGGCCGCAAGUGGGGUCUUGCUGUCGUUAUGGGCAGCAUGUUCGUUGGAUUCGCCCUGCUAUAAGCAGCUAUACGGCUUGUUCGCUCCGUCAUUCGCUCAGGGAGUGGAUGACCU